This is a messenger RNA of Dendronephthya gigantea, 1704 nucleotides long. RefSeq names its product mitogen-activated protein kinase 14-like. Bases 140 to 1225 code for a protein of 361 amino acids. The transcript has 13 exons. The record is from RefSeq and is a predicted model, not a curated record. Gene Ontology annotation, biological process: intracellular signal transduction; protein phosphorylation. NCBI's taxonomy places the organism in Eukaryota, Metazoa, Cnidaria, Anthozoa, Malacalcyonacea, Nephtheidae. Gene Ontology annotation, cellular component: nucleus; cytoplasm. Gene Ontology annotation, molecular function: MAP kinase activity; ATP binding.
GGGCGGGGAUUUCCCAAUAGACAGGGUCUUUCCCCUCCUGACUUACAAAUUCGAGGUUACAGUUCAAAGACAAAGUUGAAAGUUGAAACUUUUAGUGAAUAUUGUGUUCCUUGAAAGUGGUUAUCUGUUCCUUUACAAGAUGAUUGAGCCUAUGGAAAAUGGAUUUUAUCGUACUGAAAUGAACAAAGCGACGUGGGAAGUGCCUGAACGAUAUCAAGACCUACAAUCGAUCGGUUCGGGAGCAUAUGGUUUAGUAUGUUCAUCAGAUGAUAAAGAACUGGGUGAAAAGGUGGCAAUAAAGAAAUUCUCCAGACCAUUUCAAUCAUUAAUUCAUGCAAAGAGAACAUUCAGGGAAAUAAGACUGUUAAGGCAUAUGGAUCAUGAAAACAUUAUUGGAAUAUUGAAUAUAUUUACACCACAACUAUCUAUGGAUGAUUUUCAAGAUGUAUAUAUGGUUACACAGUUGAUGGGCGCAGACCUAAAUAGCAUCCUAAAAUGUCAACAAUUAUCAGAUGAUCAUGUAAAGUUUCUGAUCUACCAAGUUUUAAGAGGAUUAAAGUAUAUUCACUCAGCAGGUGUCAUCCACAGGGAUUUGAAACCAAGUAAUAUAGCAGUGAAUGAGGACUGUGAGUUGAGGAUUUUAGAUUUUGGUCUUGCACGAAUGGCAGAUAACGAAAUGACAGGGUAUGUUGCGACACGAUGGUACAGAGCUCCUGAGAUUAUGUUGAACUGGAUGCAUUACAACCAAACAGUUGAUAUUUGGUCCGUUGGAUGUAUCAUGGCUGAAUUACUAACUUCGAAGACUCUAUUUCCUGGCACUGAUCACAUUGACCAACUAACGAAGAUUUUAAAACUAGUUGGCAAACCAGACGCAACUUUUCUGAAUAAAAUAUCGAGUGAAACAGCCAGAAACUACGUGAGGCAAAUGCCAGAAUACAAGAAACAACCUUUCAAGGAGGUAUUCACGGGGGCAAACGAUCAGGCGAUCGAUUUACUGGAGAAAAUGUUGCGACUUGAUGCAGAUAUAAGGAUUACAGCAGAAGCUGCAUUAGAUCAUCCAUAUCUCGAAAUGUACGCAGAUCAUGAUGACGAGCCCGUGUGCAAUGAAAGCUUUGUCGAGCCACCCUAUCAGUCUGAUGAUAUAGACUUUUGGAGAAAGGUAACCUUUGACGAAAUUCUUGACUACCAAUCAUCAAAGCAGACUGCAGAAGCAAUGGAGACAUAAGAAGCGAAGUUUUCGCUUGAGUAUGUAAAUUAAUUAAAAAGAGGAACAAGAGCAUUCGUCCUUGCAAGUAGCAAAGUACAGCAAUAUAUCUUUACAGUUAGAAGGGCGUUUAUAUAUAUUUAUAUAUAUAAGCGCCCUGAUAGUUACUGUAUAUCACUAUACGCUUUCGUCUACAUGUUUGCAUGCAAGCGCGCAGAAAUUUGUGUACAAAUAUUGUCUUUACAAUUUGCUUUAUCAAACCACAGUUAUCAAACGAAAUUACUACAAUAAUGUAUAACCUAACAAUGCCUUAUAAACAUGAUUUACGGUAUGGGAAGUUGAUUACAUGAUCAUUUAUAUGUAAAACAAUAUGAAUCAUGGUAUUUAAUAAACCAUUUUUUUUUCGGUUUAAAUACUCACUAAAAUGAUUUAUGGUGAAGAUUUUUAGUUAUUUUGUUUUAGUUUCUUCAUAACAACACAUUUUGAUUUUGCUUGCUCAA